Messenger RNA from Penicillium samsonianum, 1005 nucleotides. RefSeq lists its product as uncharacterized. Gene Ontology annotation, cellular component: cytoplasm. Lineage: Eukaryota; Fungi; Ascomycota; Eurotiomycetes; Eurotiales; Aspergillaceae. The record is from RefSeq and is a predicted model, not a curated record. The transcript has 3 exons. The coding region runs from base 1 to 1005 and encodes 334 amino acids.
AUGCAUACUCCCUUGCGCACUUUAGGUAGAGAUGGCCCCCAGGUCUCUGCCGUCGGGUUCGGGUUCGGGAGCGUCAGCGGAUUCUACGGACCAGCUGGUACCGUCGACGACAGAGUAGCUCUUCUGGGGCAUGCACAUUCUGCAGGACUACGCUUCUGGGACCUGGCUGAUGUCUAUGGCAACUCCGAGGAUGUCGCUGGUGAAUGGUUCAAGCGAUCUGGAAAGCGCGAUGACAUUUUCCUGGCGACCAAGUUUGCUCUCCAGUGGCAGCGAGGAGGAAAGUACACUUUUCGGUCGGAUCCGGAGUACGUUAAGGCUGCAUGUGCAAAGAGCCUUCAGAGACUCGGAGUAGACACUAUUGACCUCUACUACUGCCAUCGGGUAGAUGGGGUAACACCUAUUGAAAAGACCAUUGAAGCUAUGGUAGAGCUGAAGAAAGAGGGGAAAAUUCGCUAUCUCGGCCUGUCAGAGGUUUCAGCAGCCACACUGCGUCGAGCGCAUGCCGUUCACCCCAUUUCCGCUCUGCAAAUGGAAUACAGUCUCUUUGCACUAGACAUCGAAUUUUCAGAGAUCUUGAAGACCUGUCGCGAGCUGGGUGUGACCGUCGUUGCCUACAGCCCUAUUGGACGUGGUGUCCUAGCCGGCCAGUUCCGAUCUUACACAGACAUCCCUGAAGGUGAUAUACGCCGUGUGUACCCAAGGUACUCAGAGAAGAACUUCCCGAGUAUCUCAAAGCUAUUGCAGGCAUUGGAAAAUGUUGCCCGUACUAAUCGAAGCACCCCGGCACAGGUUGCUCUUGCGUGGCUUCUCGCGCAAGGUCCAGAUAUCAUCCCCAUCCCAGGUACGAAGUCGCCCGCCAGAAUGGACGAAAAUGCGGCCUCUGCAAUCCUUCAUUUGAGUGAUCAGGAGGUGCAAGAGAUCCGGACUCUGGUGGAGAAAACUCAAAUCGAAGGUUCUCGGUACCCGGCGAUGGCAACUCUUCACACCGAUACCCCGAAACUAUAG